AUGUUCGCUGCCGCUGCGCUCGCUACUCUCGCCUUCGGCGCCAUCCAGGUCGCCGCACACGGUGGAGUACUCAGUUACUCCAUCAAUGGGCAGACCUACCAGGGCUUCAAGUCCUACAACACGCCCGUUGGUCAGACCAGCAUCCAGCGCGAAUGGGACACAUACAACCCCCUCACCGACCCGACUGACCCCUCACUCGCUUGCAACAGCAACGGCGCCAGCCUCGGUUCCGGUCAACUCUCUGCGACCGUUCCCGCUGGCUCGAAGGUCAUUGCGUACUGGAACCAAUGGCCCCACACCAUUGGCCCUGUCAUGGUCUACAUGGCUAACUGCAACGGUGCAUGCACGUCGGCGACGCCGUCGUCUCUCGAGUGGUUCAAGAUCGACGAGGCCGGCUUGAUCUCUGGUGACCUCCCGACGGGCACAUGGGGUCAGGGUGAGCUCGUUGCCAACAACAACAGCUGGACCUCCACCAUCCCCGCUUCCCUGGCACCCGGCGAGUACUUCAUCCGCCAUGAGCUCCUUGCCAUCCACACCUCCAAUCAGCCCCAGUUCUAUCCCGAGUGCGCGCAGCUCGUUAUCACCGGCUCCGGCUCGGCUCAGCCCUCGGGCUCGUACCUCGUCAAGUUCCCCGGCGCGUACAGCAUGUCCGACCCUGGUGUCAACAUCGACGUCUACGCUGAGUCUGGUGUCACCAACUACACCAUCCCCGGCCCGGCUGUCUGGCAGGGGUGA
This is a messenger RNA of Dichomitus squalens LYAD-421 SS1, 735 nucleotides long. Its product is annotated as glycoside hydrolase. The record is from RefSeq and is a predicted model, not a curated record. Bases 1 to 735 code for a protein of 244 amino acids. Lineage: Eukaryota; Fungi; Basidiomycota; Agaricomycetes; Polyporales; Polyporaceae. The transcript has 9 exons.